This is a messenger RNA of Xylona heveae TC161, 2846 nucleotides long. RefSeq lists its product as hypothetical. The transcript is spliced from 2 exons. NCBI's taxonomy places the organism in Eukaryota, Fungi, Ascomycota, Xylonomycetes, Xylonales, Xylonaceae. The record is from RefSeq and is a predicted model, not a curated record. Bases 348 to 2783 code for a protein of 811 amino acids.
CAUGUACACAGUCCAGAUCCUCAGUUAAUAUUGCUAACAGAGCGACAUUGGCCAUCGUUUUCUAGACGGAGAACAUCUAUCCGCCCCUAUUCAACCAAUCGCAACAUUGAAAACUCUCCCCAUGGACUUGUCUUGAAAAGCCGCUCAGCUUACAAGAGGAAAAAUCAUCAUGCGAAAUGGACCGUCUCUAGGAUAGCACCGUCGCUCAUUCCUAAGCAAUAAUAUUAAGCAAUCCUAACCAUUGGCCCUGCGUCUCAUCUACGCGUACUGCGUUCACAUCUAUUACCGAUAAUAACCAGAAACCUGAACUCUUCUUGAAGUUGGCGGCGUUGAAAUAUUGAAUAGCGAUGCCCUCAAGCAGAUCUUCUGCAGCAGGCUCCCAGGAGACUCCGAUGUUUGCUGUUGAAACAGGGCCAGCAUGGGCAAGAGAAGCCGCAAUCUCGAUAAGAUCUCGGCCAAGUCGUGCCUCAAGCAUUCGUUCAACGUGGACAAAGACCAGCAUCGGUACUUUACAGGAAGACUCAGCCUUUUGGGACAUGCAGUCCAGUCAGGACGGAGACUUGACUUAUCUUGGAUCCUGGAGCGCAUUCAGGGUCCAAACUCGCCCGGAGACUCCAAGGCAGAAUACUCCGGCUCCCCCUGACUACGAUGGACCUGCUCCGGAUGAGACUCUCUUUCCAACACCAACAGAUACACCAACAGGGCCUGUAUCUCAGCCGCAGUCAGCGGUGUUUGGCCAGAGGGGGUUUCGAAGCGACAGUGCUCCUCCCGAAGUAAAGCUUAACGUCAGUAGCGAGGCGACAGGUGGAAUGACCAGAGACCAGUCAUUCACCCGCGGAAGAGAGGACAUAUCUGUGCAUCGGCGUCACGCGUCCUCUGAUGCCACGCCAAAUAUCUUGUCGCCUCCGAUACAAAGCCAAUCACCCGGUCUUGGUUCGCCGGCCACCAAUUUGCGGCGCCGCAACGGUCUCAAAAUCAAAACUCGCCCUUCUCUCGAUCACACAGGCCAAGGUGUCAGUCCGUUAACGCCAUAUAGUGGAAGGUCUCCAAAUGCAGGCACACCACGAAAUGUGACACCCGCCGGUGCUACUUUUCCCGGGGAGGAUGAGCCCAGUUCCCCAGCUUACUUGGGCAGAGGCGCUACAGGGACUUUUCCCUCUCCAGGUUCUCUUUUGAAAGGAAUAGGGAAACUCGUUGAAAACACGAUAAAUCCUGACGACGACGACCGGGAAGUGAGUAUCCGUAUACCUCAGGCCGAUGGACCAUCUGUUCCCAGUCAGGAUGAGGAUAAGUUUGGAAAAUCUAGCAAACGUGAUCAGGACGAAAGAAAGGCCCAUGUUUCGGGAGUCCUAUAUCCCGAAUUAUUGACCGUUGCCUCAACUCCGGCCCAUAUUGAAGAGGGAGAUAUCGAAACUCACACGCCCCCGCCAAUGGAUACCGAGAAUGACAUUGUGAUUCAUUACACGAGACUGGUCCGCAAGCUUGACAAUAGUUAUCAAAAGGAAAUCCGGACACGAGAGGACGAGAUUGGCGAAACUCGCGCAAUGAUCCGCGAGCUUGCCGAAGAGGUUGCAUCUCUGAAGGCGCAGAUCCAAAAGGACGCAUCGGAACAGAGGCAAUCUAUGGCGACCGGUUCGGUGUCUGUUAAAUAUUCGUCUUCAGAACAGCCGAACAAAAACCAAGCUAUUGUAUCUCGGUUACCGCCAUUGUCCCCUGCCCAUGUGCGGACAAUCAGAGCCGCUCUUGGGCGCCGUGUAGACAAACUUCGCAAAAAGUUGGACGGACGUCCUGUCUCAUUACAGGACCUAGACGGAAGUCCGAAGGAUUAUAAUCCAUUCAAAGAAAGCAGUGCCUCGAAAGGAGUCUUAUCUGAGAGACUCAUACUGGGGGAGGCUGCUAAAAUUGAGGUCGGAGCAAGUCAAAAUGAUUCUUCAAAAUCUGGACUCACGACGCAAGACCAAAAUGCACAAAGGGUAUUUUCUUGGCCGUGUCAUGGCGGAUCAGACCCUCAAACUGCUUCCGUAUUUGAUGAACUUAAUUCCCAGAAUCGGUCUCUCCGCGCAGAUGUAAUUAAUCUUCAAGCAACAGUAGAGACCCUACGGAGCAGUCUUGACUUUUGGACUACUCGGUGCGAAUCUUUGGAGCGUCAACGAGAGGAUGAUCUGGCUCGCCAGGCUGAAACACUCUUUCCUGGGUUGUGCCAUGGCAUUGACAUCAAUGCAAAUAGCGACGCGGUGACUAGGACCCUGCCCGCGGCCACAGUCCAUUCCGAGAAUGAUUCCUCUGCUUCAACCUCACUCCUUUUAGCACUCAACCAGCCCAUAGCUUCUUCCUCUGCCACUACCACUCCCACAGGUGCAACGGGAAAUGGCAGUAUAGGCCAGCUCACUGAACUCGAGAAGCAACAGCUCUCGGUCAUUGCGCGCGCUCGUCAUGCUGUCGAAGAUAUGUGGGAAGUCCGCUGGAAGGACCGCGAUCGACAGCUGCUGGACCGUAUGCGGCGCAUUGAACUCGAGAGUCAACGUAACGUUGAGCAAGCCGUAAGUGAGCGGGACGAGGAAUGGGCUGUCGCGUGGGCGAAAAAGAAUCGACAGAUUCUGCAGCAUUUGCAGGAGCGCGAAAAUGAAGUACGCACGCUCAAACGGCAAUUGCGAAUGGCGAUGCGUGCGUUAAACUACGGCAUCGACACGGACGAAAUAUAUGAGCCAGCAGGCAUAUCGUCAGUGGAGACAAGCAAUGAGUUUCCGUCUCCAUUGCCGCCUUCCAUUCUCUUUAAUCAAUGAAUGCAGGGGACAGCACGUGAGUCGAUUGGAUUGGAGAGAAAUCGUUAGCCCUCAACUUCACAU